GUUUGUCUACUUUUGGAAAUUGUUUUGAAGCUGUUCAUGAUGACUCUGAGGCGCUCAAGAAGAACCAGAGCUGUCCCUGCUCACCUGAAGGGCUUCCUGCUGGAGCGCGUCUCUUCCCGUGAGGAGCCAGCAGCGGCGGCCAGGCCGGACACCUCCAGCUGCGUGUCGGACACUUCUCUAGAGGACAAACACCUGAGGAACGCGGCUGUCCUUCCUGUCCUGCGCCCCGCAGCCUCAGUCUCCACAGUGGGUGAGUGUCCGCAGGAGGAGCCGCUGUCCAUCCACGGCCGGAGUGUGCAGGAGUACCAGCACAUCUACCGCUGCGUGAUGGACUCCACCAUGAAGAAGCGGCGCCGUAGCAGAUACAGCCUACAGCAAGGCUUGGAGAUCAAGCAGCGGCUGUGGGAGAAGCUGGACCGGCCUGCACUGCUGGAGACAGAGAUGCCUGACGGACGUGUGGUCAUCACAGAGAUCAGGUCUGGGUCCAGCCUCGCUCCCCAUAUCAAGGUAGACAUCAGUAAAGAGCCGCUGCCUGAUCUCCAAGCCUACAGCAAGGCUUGGAGAUCAAGCAGCGGCUGUGGGAGAAGCUGGACCGGCCUGCACUGCUGGAGACAGAGAUGCCUGACGGACGUGUGGUCAUCACAGAGAUCAGGUCUGGGUCCAGCCUCGCUCCCCAUAUCAAGGUAGACAUCAGUAAAGAGCCGCUGCCUGAUCUCCAAGCCUACAGCAAGGCUUGGAGAUCAAGCAGCGGCUGUGGGAGAAGCUGGACCGGCCUGCACUGCUGGAGACAGAGAUGCCUGACGGACGUGUGGUCAUCACAGAGAUCAGGUCUGGGUCCAGCCUCGCUCCCCAUAUCAAGGUAGACAUCAGUAAAGAGCCGCUGCC
Messenger RNA from Danio rerio (zebrafish), 885 nucleotides. The record is from RefSeq and is a predicted model, not a curated record. NCBI's taxonomy places the organism in Eukaryota, Metazoa, Chordata, Actinopteri, Cypriniformes, Danionidae.